CCAGUUGUUGUCUCUGGCCCCUGAAUGUUGGGCAUCCAGGGGCUGUAGAUCGCUGACCCUGGGGAAGAAGGGUCCGGCUGGCUGGUACCACCGGAGAGAUUGCCCCCAGGGGAGGGGUCUCCAGCCUCUGCUCCCUCUGUCAGCCUGCACCAUGUCGGACUGCAUCCUGAACCUGGACUUCUCACCAGUGCAGCCUUCCGUAGCGGCUCAGCCCAGCCUCAAACAUAAGCGGUUCCUGAAGAGACGGGCCUACCUGGAGAGCAGGGGCUACCUGAACAAGAAACGGGGCUCGGGGGGCCGGCCCCCUCCCUCCACCCACCAGACUCCGAGGCCCCCCGGCAUCCCCAACGGGAAGGCAGAGAGGACGGGUAAAGGGAGCCAGGGGGCUAGCCAGCCCGUCGGCCGGGGUGCAGCCCCCUCGGAGAAGGACCAGCUCCUGGCCGAGUGUCAGAGCGGACUGCCUCCCCCUGGCCGGCGCGGCCGCCCCAGACCCCGACACCAGUCCCAGCACGCUGCCAGGCCCGCCCUCGCUCCGCCCCCGCCCCGGGGACCCCACAAGCCUUACAAGUGCUUGGCCCUCGACUGCGAGAUGGUGGGCACUGGUCAGGGGGGCAAGAGGAGCGAGCUGGCCCGCUGUAGCCUGGUGGGUUACGACGGAGAGCUGGUCUACGACAAGUACAUCCUGCCCCCCAACCCCAUCACCGAUUACCGGACCCGCUGGAGCGGCAUCCGGUGGCACCACAUGAGGAACGCCACGCCCUUCAAACUGGCACAGAAAGAGAUAUUAAAGCUCCUGUGUGGGAAGAUUGUGAUUGGUCAUGCUGUCCACAAUGACUUCAAGGCACUAAACUACUUCCACCCGCAGUCCCUGACCCGUGACACCUCGAAGAUCCCACUCCUAAACCGCAAGGCCGGCUUCCCUGAGAGGGAGGCAGUCUCACUGAAGAAACUCACUAAACAGCUGCUCCAUCGAGACAUUCAGUCCUGCCAUAUCAGGAAUCAGUCUGGGAAACCUUGGCUGUCCUCCCUCAACAGCAAGAAUGUCCUUCCUCAGAUACGGAGACCAAAACUACACCCAGUAUUCCAGGUGUAGUCUCACCAAGGCCCUGUCUAAAUGCAACAAGACAUCCCUGCUCCUGUAAUCGAAUCCUCUCACUCUGAAGGCCAGUAUAUCAUUCACCUUGUUCACCACCAUCUGUAUGUGCAUGAGACAGUAGGAACUGCCGAUGCUGGAGAACCUGA
Molecule: messenger RNA, 1242 nt
Organism: Stegostoma tigrinum
Lineage: Eukaryota; Metazoa; Chordata; Chondrichthyes; Orectolobiformes; Stegostomatidae
Product: interferon-stimulated 20 kDa exonuclease-like 2
Exons: 3
Coding region: 152-1093 (313 amino acids)
Cellular component (GO): nucleus
Molecular function (GO): nucleic acid binding; exonuclease activity
Source: RefSeq, a predicted model, not a curated record